AUGUUCGUGCUACCACUUCUGCUCCAAAAAAGGCUUGGUGAUGACCCUCGAGCUCAUAGUCUGUUACUUAGUGAAGAUAAUGAAAAGCUUAAAUUCAAUUUGGAAACUAUACAUCCCUCAAGCACUUCAUAUGGUGGGGCAUACACUACCGCACUUCCUCUCGGUGAUUCCAUGGAAGUCUUUGGUGAUGAGUCAUGCUACACAUCUGAGCUUUUUACAGGAACUACCAAGUAG
This is a messenger RNA of Triticum turgidum subsp. durum (durum wheat), 234 nucleotides long. The record is from the annotation of a GenBank genome assembly. NCBI's taxonomy places the organism in Eukaryota, Viridiplantae, Streptophyta, Magnoliopsida, Poales, Poaceae.